AUGCCCCCUAGCAAUAACAAUAACAACACCCCAAGACCCUGGGGAAGCCAAUACAGCACCGGCCAGAGAAACUGCAUCCAAGGCGCCGCAUUCAUGGAAAGUGACGACGAGGAGGGUCUCGCUUGGCAGCAUGUCGAGGAUAUAUCUAUCCUGACGCCUGAGGAAAAGGACUUUUCCACUGGUGCGACGGGCCGGAAUCGUGAGAAUGGGUUUAAGAAUGGUGGUAUCUCUGGCUCUGGUUCUGCUGAGGCGGGUGGUUCGAAAAUGGGGAUCUUUGGUUCUGCGAAGGAGGGUGGCUCUAAGAAGAGUUUCUUUGGCUUUGGUGCGAAGGGUAAGGGUAAGGGUCCUGCUGGGAAGAAUUGA
Messenger RNA from Aspergillus fischeri NRRL 181, 363 nucleotides. RefSeq lists its product as uncharacterized. NCBI's taxonomy places the organism in Eukaryota, Fungi, Ascomycota, Eurotiomycetes, Eurotiales, Aspergillaceae. Bases 1 to 363 code for a protein of 120 amino acids. The transcript has 2 exons. The record is from RefSeq and is a predicted model, not a curated record.